UCUUGUUGUGUGGUCGCCUUCGUGCAGCCUCACUUUCCCUCUCCUCUCCACCACCUUCGGCUGCCACUUUCGCCGCCUCCACCGCCCUCUUCCCAACCACACCACGCGCCGUCUCUCCUCCGGCAUCCCGCCUCCUGUGACCGCCGCCAUCCACCUUCCGGAUCAGAUUUCCUCCCCUCCGACGCCAGCCACUGCGCCUCCACUGCUAUUUUCUCGGCCCGUGCAGCGGUUAAGCGAUGGAAUGGCCACCGCCCCACAGGCUCCUUCUUCUGUUCCUGCUUGCCUUCUCUUGGCGGCUUGGAGGAGGAGCAGGGAUUGGGGGCUUUGGAGUUGGAGCUGAGGAGUUGAGCAGCAAUGGAGCUUCUUUUAGUCGUAGAAGAAUGCUGCAGAUUGGUGGUGAAAACCAAGGUGCCGGGUAUCUUUUCUCACAUGUACAAGCUCCAACAUCAGGACCAGUGUCUGCUCCAUCACCCUCAGAAUUCAUAUCAUCACCACCAGAAGGUGCACCAUCACCAUUUUAUUCACGACCGACGCCACAGCGAUCCCCUUUACGCCAUGAUCCACCAAUAGUCCUUCCACAUUCGCUUAAGUUUAAGCCCGCAGCUGGGGGAGCUGGGCAUGAUCAUUCGGUUCAAACUCCAUCUCAUAAGCAUUCCUGGACAACCUAUGGUUUAGUUGCAGCAGGGGUUGCUGCUUUCCUUAUCAUAUCAGCAUCUGGUGCUCUGUACUGCCGAGCUAAAAAGGUGGGGACUGUGAAACCUUGGGUGACAGGACUUAGCGGACAAUUGCAAAAAGCUUUUGUAACAGGUGUACCUGCACUGAAACGAUCAGAGCUGGAAUCAGCGAGCGAGGAUUUCAGCAAUAUAAUCGGCUCCACAUCUAGCUGCAUGAUGUACAAGGGAACUUUAUCGAGUGGAGUUGAAAUUGCAGUUGCGUCGAGUUUGGUAACGUCUGCAAAGGAUUGGUCCAAAGAAUGUGAAUCACAGUACAGGAAAAAGAUCACAACUUUGUCCAAAGUAAACCACAGGAAUUUUAUGAACUUGCUUGGCUACUGUGAGGAAGCGCAUCCUUUUACCAGAGCCAUGGUAUUUGAAUACGCUCCGAAUGGGACGCUUUUUGAGUAUCUGCAUGUGAGAGAAGCCGAGAAGCUGGACUUGGUGACGCGGCUGAGGAUAUGCAUGGGGAUCGCCUACUGCCUGGAGCACAUGCACCAGCUGAACCCACCCGUGGUGCCGAGGAGCUUGGACUCGACGACCAUAUACCUCACCGACGAUUUCGCCGCCAAGGUCUCAGACCUCGAAUUCCCAGACGACGGCGCAAAGGGAUCAUCACCUCGUUCAGCCACAUCAGACCUGGAAACCGCGGUGCAGAGAUACGGCGUGGUGCUGCUGGAGAUACUGACGGGGAGGGUGGCCUGCUCCGACGAGGACGGGCCGCUGGAGCGGUGGGCGUCCCGCUACCUGGACGGCGAGGUGCGGCUGGCGGAGCUGAUCGACCCCAGCAUCGGCUCCUCCUUCUCCGAGGAGGCCGCGCGCGCGCUGUGCGAGGUGGCGAGGUCCUGCGUCGACCCGGACCCGAAGAGGAGGCCGACGAUGGCGGAGGUGGCGGCCCGGCUGCGGGAGGUCACGGCGCUGGGGCCCGACAGGGCCACCCCCAAGGUGUCGCCACUGUGGUGGGCUGAGCUUGAGAUCAUGUCUUCUUCUGACACCUGAAGUUGUUACUGAAAAAAAGUUGUUUGGUUUGUACUACUGUAUUUGUUUGGUUGCUGCUGCUGCUGAUCUUGCUUGUUGAAUUGGUAGUCAGGCAGAGGGUGUUUGAAGUUUGCUUCAGGAUUGCAAAUAAUCGUACGCAAAGCCCAUGAAGCCCAAUUUCAAGCGUGAGCCAUGCUGUCCAGACCCAAACAAAAGGAAGAAUAACAGUUAACUGGAGUCUGGAGGCAUGCAUGGUAACAGAAAAAACUUACGAAC
This is a messenger RNA of Triticum urartu, 1967 nucleotides long. Its product is annotated as protein MALE DISCOVERER 2. Gene Ontology annotation, molecular function: ATP binding; protein kinase activity. Gene Ontology annotation, biological process: protein phosphorylation. The record is from RefSeq and is a predicted model, not a curated record. Lineage: Eukaryota; Viridiplantae; Streptophyta; Magnoliopsida; Poales; Poaceae.